Molecule: messenger RNA, 1511 nt
Organism: Exaiptasia diaphana
Lineage: Eukaryota; Metazoa; Cnidaria; Anthozoa; Actiniaria; Aiptasiidae
Exons: 7
Coding region: 174-1511 (445 amino acids)
Source: RefSeq, a predicted model, not a curated record
ACUGAGGAUGAUGCUCUGCUAUUGAUAUCGGGAAAGAUAUCAUUUAGAACUGUCUUCUUUUUAGAAGGAUAUUGAGGCACGUACCACAAAGCUAUUGCAGAACAAGUAAAAGCAAAGGUUUAUCGCUGCGAGUAGAGUUUCUUUACAAUAUUUHAUUGUCGAACGGCAUAGAAAUGACAUGCGAUAAGUUUGAAGUAUAUGUUCGAUUUCUCGAAAGUUAUUGUCCGUCAUUCCUGUAUCAGUCUGACGACGAAACAUUCCAUGAGAGUUUGUGGAAUCUUUCCAGAGAGAAGGAGAACUUAUACAAUAGGUUUUUAGCUCCACCAGUUAAAGAGUGCCUGUCAUGCGGUCGUGCCUUGUCAACCUACAAUCCACCCACAAAGGCCGUGGUUUACGGUAUAAAAGGACCAGUCCCUUCAUCCAAGGUGACAUUSGAAUGCCGUACUUGCAAUAUCAAGUAUGGCAUAACAAGAUACACUGACGAAAAAGGGCGACAUUUUUACUCUUGUGCUACAAAAAGUGACCUUGUAGAAAUAAGCAACGUCACGUACAUGGAGUACGAUUUAUAUCGCUGGAUACCAUUACUUGGGAAUCACUGCUGGGUGUCUUUUUCUGGUUAUUCUGAAGCAUUCAAUGAAGUGUUCUUUGAUAGAAUAAAAGAGGUGUCAUUAGUCUUAAGAGCUCAUCAACUUGAAGACCAAGAUGAUGACUCUCAAAAAUUAACCAGCAGAUUAGGCGGAAAUAUACCCGGUGAAUUAACAAGCAAGGCAGUGGCAAMGGCAUAUUGGACACAUGAGCUGGAAGAGGAACUGGGGGAACAAGGAAUGAGAGACAAAUGGGUUUUCACAAAGAGUAAUCAGCCUGAUAAGUACAUGCGUAGUGAGGAAGAUGCAAUAGAGUACAUUUCUAAAAUAAGAAGUAAAAGUCUUUACUCUCAUACUUGCUCAACACACUGUAAAAGUAAAGGCCGCCCUCUUCAAGCUCCUGUAGAUAUUGAGGACGGGAUUACAGCUGAUGAUAUAGAUGAAAAGCUGAAGACAAUAACAGCACAACACUCUUCGAAUACACUCAUUCAAGAGAUCAAUGCUGCAUCAUAUCAAGGUACUGAAGAUUUCAUCAAGUCAAAUAUGAACUUUCUGGAAGAGUGCCAAGAAGUUGUCCAGUCAUCAUGCAACAAAGAUACUGGAGGACGGAAGACUCUUCAGAGCUGGUCUCGAGGUGUUUUCUUUAUUGUGAGUGGUGGUGGACAUAUAGAAUAUUGGCAGCCAUUGUACAGAUCUGAAUCACCUACACAGGCCUUCCUUAUUUUGGUUUUAUGGCUUUACAAGAAAUUUAAGGCAAUGGUUGAUGCUGGUCUGUCAGCUCAAGAGUUAGAAAAACAAAUGGAGAAGACCAUAGUGGCAUAUGAUAACAUGUGUCAUGUUGAUGGCAUGAAGGUCUGCAGGCAAGAUCUCCCCUUUCCAGAGCCACUCAACAAGGUUUGGAAGUCUGUUGUGAAGGUUAUAGACUGA